Lipotes vexillifer (Yangtze River dolphin) is the source of this 1788-nucleotide messenger RNA. RefSeq names its product cytochrome c oxidase assembly factor COX15 (gene COX15). The record is from RefSeq and is a predicted model, not a curated record. Gene Ontology annotation, cellular component: mitochondrial inner membrane. Gene Ontology annotation, molecular function: oxidoreductase activity, acting on NAD(P)H, heme protein as acceptor. The transcript is spliced from 9 exons. The coding region runs from base 73 to 1314 and encodes 413 amino acids. Gene Ontology annotation, biological process: heme A biosynthetic process. NCBI's taxonomy places the organism in Eukaryota, Metazoa, Chordata, Mammalia, Artiodactyla, Lipotidae.
CCAGUCGGUGGCGGAGAAAGGAGACCAGGGAGUGCGGGAGUGUGGAGGUGCCAGUUGUGCACUGUACAUAGUAUGCAGCGAUUACUCUUUCCGCCCUUGAAGGCAGUGAUGGGGAGCCCGUGUCUCCGGCUCUUGAUUCCUGGGGCGGCGCCUGGAACACAGUGUGGUUGCAGCUGUGGGAUCAGGCGCCCCUUGAGGCCAGGGCAAUACAGCACAAUCUCUGAAGUAGCUUUGCAACCUGGAAGGGGUACAGUGUCCCAACCUUCAAAGGCUGCUGAGCGGGUGGUGGGCCGAUGGCUCCUGGUCUGCAGUGGAACAGUGGCUGGAGCAGUUAUUCUUGGUGGAGUAACUAGGUUGACAGAGUCUGGCCUCUCAAUGGUAGACUGGCAUUUAAUAAAGGGGAUGAAGCCACCUACAAGCCAAGAAGAAUGGGAAGCAGAAUUCCAGAAAUACCAGCAGUUUCCAGAAUUUAAAAUCUUGAAUCAUGAUAUGACGUUGGCAGAAUUCAAGUUCAUCUGGUACAUGGAGUACUCACACCGAAUGUGGGGUCGCCUUGUAGGCCUCGCAUACAUCCUGCCUGCUGCCUACUUUUGGAGAAAGGGCUGGCUCACGCAUGGCCUGAAAGGACGUGUUCUUGCCCUCUGUGGUUUAGUUUGCUUCCAGGGCCUGUUGGGAUGGUAUAUGGUGAAAAGUGGCUUAGCAGAGAAACCAGAUUCCCAUGACAUCCCUCGGGUCAGUCAGUACCGCCUUGCCGCCCACCUGGGAUCGGCCCUUGUGCUUUAUUGCGCCAGCUUGUGGACCUCGUUCUCGCUGCUGCUACCUCAGCACAAGUUGCCUGAAACGCGUCAACUCCUGAGGUUGAGACGAUUUGCUCAUGGAACUGCAGGCCUGGUGUUCCUUACGGCUCUCUCAGGGGCUUUUGUGGCAGGGCUGGAUGCUGGGCUUGUUUACAACUCCUUCCCCAAGAUGGGAGAAUCUUGGAUCCCAGAGGAUCUCUUUACCUUCUCCCCUCUCCUGAGGAAUGUUUUCGAGAAUCCCACCACGGUGCAGUUUGAUCACCGGAUUCUGGGAAUCACUUCAGUUGCUGCCAUUACAGCACUCUACUUCCUCUCCCGGAGAAUUCCCCUUCCUCGAAGGACCAAGAUCGCAGCAGUGACUCUGCUAGCUUUGGCAUACACACAGGUGGGCUUGGGCAUUAGCACUCUGCUGAUGUACGUCCCAACUCCUUUGGCUGCCACUCACCAGUCGGGCUCCCUGGCUGUGCUCAGUGUUGCCCUUUGGCUCAUGAAUGAACUCCGAAGAGUCCCAAAAUAAUUCUCAAGAAUCAGCUUCCUAGGACUGAAACUGUGCUUCUGAGAGAUUAUCAGAGAACACAAGAACUUGAACUUUUCUGAGAGGAUGACCUUGGUAUACCAAGUGGUUUCCAAACUGAUCAAGUUAUUUAAAUUGUUUGCCUAUUUUUGGGACGGUCACUGAAUCAAGAAAGUCAUUAAGUAUGGUUAUGCUAAAGGUUCCUUUUUCAAUCCAUUACUUUUUGUGUUGAAAAUCGGAUUUAAUGUAGAGAAAGAAUUGUCUGUCAUUUGCUUCUUAACAGGCUGUGUCUCAGGAUUCUUAAAUGUUGACAAGCUGUUGGUUCUACAUGCAUAAUCUCUGUCUCCUUGACCUCCUGAGUCCUGGAUUCUGCCUAUGUAGAAAUUCUUUAUGGUCUCAACUUCACUUCCAUCACGUAAUGAUUCAAAGGGAUAGAUUGGCAUACCCUAAGGUAGCCAGAUAGAUAGCCUUCAGCAA